Molecule: messenger RNA, 1640 nt
Organism: Microstroma glucosiphilum
Lineage: Eukaryota; Fungi; Basidiomycota; Exobasidiomycetes; Microstromatales; Microstromataceae
Exons: 1
Coding region: 24-1493 (489 amino acids)
Molecular function (GO): RNA binding
Source: RefSeq, a predicted model, not a curated record
CCUCACCCCCCUCUCUGCCCGUCAUGGAGGAAGCACUUCACGCAGUGGGCACCACAACCACUGUGCUUCGAAGUCUGCGCCACCUCGAGCGUCCUACCAAGCACGCAAAGUUCUUCCAGGCAGGCAAACCUUCCCAAGCCGGCGGAUCCAAGAAGUUCGUUCAGCCAAGGGACCGAGUACCCUUUUGGAACAUCGUGCCCGGAGAUAUCGUCAAGCUGAACACAGGCAAUGUUGCACGGCAAUUCGGUCUUGACCCCAAUGAGAAGGUCAGGGGAGAAGGAAGGGUGAUUAGUGUCGAUCGCGAGAAGAACACUGUGCUCCUGGCCAACCUCAACGAAGAUCACCCACUCGUACCUCACAACACUGCCCACAACACUCCUCGUCUUCUGGAUCCCAAUAAGCCCGAAAGAGGUUUCGGUCCCACUACCUACACAGUCCCUCGUCCCAUUCACUAUAGCAAUCUCACCCUCAAGAUUCCCGAUCUAGAGGACACUUACGCCCUCCGCAUCAUCAAGAAGAAUCUGCAUUUCCACAAGGCCUCGAAGAUGUGGCGCUGGCAGCGCUAUGCCGUGAUUCGCAAUCGAGACGGGAUCAACGAGAAGAUUGAAGUGCCGUGGCCAAAGACGAGGAAGACGGCUCCUCCCCCCAAGCCGGACGCUUCAGGGCGGAGAGAUGUAGAGGAAGAGACGUGGCUGCCGUGGGCUCCUUCGGAUCCCGUGCAUCUGCUACCAAAGCCUCCUCGCAAUUCGGCUCACAGUGUCAGCGACGUCGUAGAGCGUCUAGCUGCCCUCGAGGUAGCUCGUGUGGCCAAGGAGCAGGAGUCGGCCGAUCUGUACAAGGGCACAAGUCAAGGUCGCUAUCCUGGUUUCCAGACAAAGAAGCUCUUCACCCCUCCUCCUGUUCCACAGGAACCAAAUGCGGCCGAGGUCCUCGCUUUGGCAAAGAAGUCGAUGUCCAUCUGGGCUUCCUCACAACAGGCUCACGCAUCUCAGGGUGGUCGUUCCUUUGCCGCCUCUGAUUACCUCAGUCUUGCACCUCAAGUUGGUCCAGUGGCAGGUGGAAGCUGGCAGCUACCCAUUGCCGAUACUCUCGUGGGCACCGAAUCCUUCGAGCGUGAUCCAUCCACGGGUACCCUACUAAGUGUACAAAAGCAUCAAGGUCUAACCUCUAAAGUCCAUUUGGACUCGAUGCCCGUCGAACUCCUCAUGAAGGACGAGCUUAGCAAUGAGCUUGGAAGGAAGUGGAGACAACAGAGGUGGCAAGCACGCCUAGUUCGCAAGGCAAAAUUGGCAAAGAGUAUGACUAGGAGAGAACAGAGUAAUAAGCGUGCACUGAGGGAGUAUCUUGCUGAAAAGGUAAAGGCCAGUGUACCUGCAGGAGUGGUGGGAGGAGGAGGAGCGAUGAUGGGGUUGGGACAGGCGAUUGGAGGACAGGGUAUUACGACGACUACUUCGGGCACGGGGAAGACGGCACCCACAUCGACGUCGACAUAGCCUAGAGGUACCUUUUCUCACGUCGAUGUAAAUGUCAUCCUGCUCUGCAAUGCAAAUCAAUGACAGCUCUUCAAACACUUCUCCCUCGUCGGACAGUUGUACUUAGAGGGCUUGAGAAUGGUGUGCGUUCAUUAUGACAAUCGAUCC